Plasmopara halstedii is the source of this 843-nucleotide messenger RNA. Its product is annotated as Putative N2,N2-dimethylguanosine tRNA methyltransferase. The coding region runs from base 1 to 843 and encodes 280 amino acids. The transcript has a single exon. NCBI's taxonomy places the organism in Eukaryota, Oomycota, Peronosporomycetes, Peronosporales, Peronosporaceae. The record is from RefSeq and is a predicted model, not a curated record.
AUGACUGCUACGCGCCAUGAGGCUACUGCCUUAGCCCAACAGCAGCAAAAUGUCGAAGCUGAUAAAACAAACAGUAGCCGUGCAGGCCAAAUGACACUGAAGGAGAAAGAGGACGCGACAACAAUCGUUUGGUUGCGAGUGCACGUUGAUGAUGACAGUCAGAGUGAGACGAUGCUCGGGUUUGAGUGCAACUGGAAGCCGGGCAUUGGUGGAUCAAUUUGGACGAGUGGCGUGUUGCUCGCUGCCCACUUAGAGCUGUACCGCGAGUACUACCGUACAAUUUUUGAAGGUGCGCGUGUGGUCGAGAUAGGCAGUGGAACAGGUUACGUUGGACUUAUGGUCGCCGCCUGUUUUAGACCGGCUCAUGUUUAUUUAACGGAUUUAUCUACACAUGUUAAUGGACUACAACGCAACGUGGAGAGAAAUGCUCGUGCUGUCCGUACUGGCGUUCAAGUGCACGUUUCGGAGCUAAGUUGGGGCUCACUUGAGCAAGAGAUGGAUUUGCUAGAGUCAAUGGCUGUGACAAGCGACGUCAAUGACAAUAAGAUCAAAGCUGCAUCACAGAUUGAUGUUAUUUUGGGUACUGAUGUGGCGUACUUACAAGAGCUGUACGAUCCUUUGCUUCAUACGAUCAACCACUUAGCAACAUCACGCACAUUGAUUUUGCUAGGACUUAACCGAGUGGAUACAUCUCACGCAUUCUUUCAGCAACUCGAGCAGAAUGGUUUUGAGUAUUAUAAAAUCCCAGACUUUAAACUUCCAAAGAAUUACUGGGGCCGCGACUUUGGACUUUUUGAGAUUCGCCGUUCCGUCCAAUCUGAUUUCACACUUGAGUUUUGGUAA